AUGUCUGGUCCCAGCGGCGCAGCAGUGGAAAGUGAUUCUUCGCCACCCCCACGCACAACUGCAGGUGCCGGCCAGCGUCAAUCGACUCCAAUGAACCGAGGCCUCUCUGCGGCGAGCGGACAGCUCCAUAUCCACGGCGUUCGUAUUAACGAUCUGAUACCUUGGGUCACAGAAGACGUCCACAAAGCACAGCAAUGCGAGGCAGACACAAUGCUCGAGUACAUACUGAGGCGUGCUUCGGAGACGCCAGAUGACCUUGAGAACUUGGAUAGCUAUACCCUAUUGGGAAGAUGCAUGGAGAAGGUUCUGCCCAUAUGUAAUGAGGAGGUCAAAGAUAUCAACGGAUUCCCGGUCUCGAACAUCAAAACGGCUCUCAAAAAUUACACGGCGUGUGAACAGGAGGAUGGCUUGUACCAGCCCUUUGUCCAGGCGUCCAACACUGCUCUUGCGCACCUGCAGAGCCUGGAGAUCGUUGGUAUGCGUAAAAAGGAAAGUGCGGAAGUACAGAUGUUCUUUCAGCGCAACGAUCCGAAGGUCAUCUCUCAAUAUCACGAAGGGCAUUUUUCGAAACGCAAACCAGAUAUUGUCGCUAUUCCAUUCGCGAAGGGCCCCCAGCAUUCUACAGAGACUGCACUCAGCGGCUGGCGCGACCAUGUAUCGACAAUAGGUCCAGGUAAGGCACCCACGGCGAGCUCGUGGAAGGAUGUGCUCGGCGUCUUUGAAUUUAAGCGAUGCAAGUCGAAGAUGACGCCGCCUCCCAAUAUAUACGUCGUGUCAGAGUACCGGGCUUCCAAACCAAUGUUUUUGCAGAUUGGCAAAGAUGGAAAUGAAACGGAGGCUGUCGCCGCCACGCGAGCGACACUCGCAGCACAGGCUCUGCUACGCAACGCAGGUCCCAACAUGACUCCUCAAAGCACUCGAGCGGGAUCCCGGAAACGCAAGUCGGGGGCUGAUUCUGAGUCUCGCGCGAGCAAGCGAUCCAGGCCCGAGGAGCCCCGGGCACACGUAACAAUCCAGACAGCGCUGUACGCUGCUGAAAUGCAGUCCGCCAAUAUUGCGAUGAAGUAUGGCCUCAAUUACAUUGUUAUAGGCGACGACAUUUGGAUUUGGUAUUACGACCAUCAAGGCCUCAUCAGCGUGGGGGGAUUCAAUUUUGUUCAAGAUCUCCCUCGCUUUCUGGUGCUGUUAUACGCUCUCCAGCGAUUCAAUUUGGAGGACUGGGGUCGAAACACAGAAUUUCAACCGAAUCUAGAAGGGGACCGCAUCGAGUCUCACACUAUCGAGGUCAAUGGAAAAACACUGACAUUGGACAACUCGGAGAGAAAAACCCGGCUUGGGCUGGGAGGACGUGGGACUCAUGUUAUGGACAUCACCUGCUAUACACAAAAGCAGGAGAAGCUUACGGAAACGGCCGACGGCAUGGUGGCGAAAAUUUACUGGGCGGAGGAGGCACGAAUGGCUGAGGAAGAAAUUUUGGUACACGUUGAGAAAAUUGCGCAGCAAGUCAGGAACGUCCAAGGACACGUGCCGGUCUUGCUCUUCUCGCAGAGGUUUCCGGUUUCCACAUGUAAAAUUAGGAGGGCUCUUGGCCUCACGAACCCUGAGAAAGGCAGCCGGACGCUCGUCCUGCUCGUGUUCAAGAAGCUUUCGCCAAUCAAAGAGCUCAAUGACCACGAAGUGGUCAACGCAUGGUGGGAAUGUGUUUUGUGUCACCAUGCCCUCUGGAAUAAAGGGGUCUAUCAUCGUGACGUGAGCGUCGAAAACCUGAUGUACUCUAGGGUGGGCGGCAAGGUGACGGGCGUCUUAAACGAUUACGACCUUUCGUCUUUGGAAAGUUCUUCCAACCCGUUGGGUAACGAGAGGACUGGAACGAUACCGUUCAUGGCGAUUGAUCUCCUCGAGGAACGUGGUCAGAAUGGCGAUGUGAAGCACCAAUACCGCCAUGAUAUGGAAUCGUUCAUCUGGGUAUUCCUCUGGAUUUCCCUACAGUACAAGGACGGCACGGCGCUAGAACCCGGACCCCUGGAUUCAUGGGCCAAAGUCAAUGCCCAUGGAUGUGCUGCAAUGAAGAGGAGUUUCCUGGGUUGCGCUGGCAUUGUAGUCCCUGGUGACACCCCCAACCUCGUUCUUGUGUUGACGCUCGCGAAUUUUCUUUGGCAGAAGUACAAUGCCCGUCAUAGCUUCAUCAUUAAGAAAAGGAUUGCUGAGGCAAAGCUGCAAAGUGGAGGGCCGGGGCCUGCUACACAGCAUGCAGCUACCAUCAAGAAACUCGACGAUGACAAUCAGCUUGCUGAGGAAACAGCAGAUACGGUGUUUCGAGAGCUUUGUUCCGAAUUGGACGUGAAAAUUGACAAAGAUUAG
Pisolithus orientalis is the source of this 2361-nucleotide messenger RNA. RefSeq lists its product as uncharacterized. The transcript has 6 exons. The record is from RefSeq and is a predicted model, not a curated record. NCBI's taxonomy places the organism in Eukaryota, Fungi, Basidiomycota, Agaricomycetes, Boletales, Pisolithaceae. The coding region runs from base 1 to 2361 and encodes 786 amino acids.